AUGGCAAGCUUCACGUGGCAACACUUUGUUAAUCAAGUGUUGGCCACCCAAGGGAACAACAAUAACAACAACAACACAGGUGCAAGAGUGGAAGAAGAUCUGGCCAAGCCAUAUAAACCAAACAAUUUGUCAUGCUUCUCUCAGCAGAUUGUUGACUAUGAUUUCCAAACGAGGAUCAAGAUACCGGCCCACAUCAAAACAUAUGAUGGGACUGAAGAUCUUGAUGACCAUCUUCAGAUCUUUACCGGUGCUGCUAGGAUUGAGAAAUGGUCAAAUGCUGAAUGUUGUCUCAUGUUCAUUCAAACCCUUGUCGGGUCAGCCAGAAUCUGGUCCAAUGAUUUACCUGCCCGAAGCGUUCGAAGCUUCGAUAACCUUAGCAAAGGGUUCCUGGCCAACUUCUCCCAGCAAAGGCGAUACGUUAAAGAUGCUACAGUAAUCUUCCAGAUAAAACAAAGGGAUAAUGAGAGCCUUCGAGAGUUCAUAGAAAGGUACAAGAAGGAAGGUCUAACGUAUAUAGGGGCAGACGAAAAGAUGAGAGUAGCCGGUUUCAUGAAUGCCAUUACCUCCAAGUACCUUACCAGGGAUUUCAACAAGUCCCUGCCAAAAACCUUGGAAGAAGCUCUCAAAAGGGCCGAAGCCCACAUCAGAGGAGAAGAGGCGGUAGACAUAAAAGAAAAAAGAAAAAGGGGAUCUAAUUGGAGUGGUAACUUUAACUCCUACGACAGACGCCAAAGAGAUUCAGACCAACGAAGGUCUGAAAGUCGAAACCCUCCAAGCAGGGAGAGGGCCAUGAACUUCACACCCCUUACCAAGACCCCUCAAGAGAUUCUUGCCACAGAGGAAGUGAAGCAAAGCUUUCGACCUCCCAGACCUCUCCCUAAAAGCAAGAAGAACGAAAAUUCCACCCAAUACUGUGAAUUUUGUGAAAAAAAGGGCCACCAUACUAAUAAUUGCUUCCGACUUAAAAAGAGGAUUGAAGAGGCCGUCAAGUCCGAGGAGCUUGCUCACUUGGUGAAGGGAGUAAGGGACAAGAUGGCCGAAGGAAAGGGCAAGGAAGUUAACAUGGUGGACUUUGAUGGAAAGGUUCCUCACAAGAGGCAACGGUUGGAAGCUUGGGAGCUUCAGUGUGUUUGUUUCCCUCCAACAGAAAAAGACCCACUUUCAAACAAGCAGAGCAUACAUAGACACUGGUGUUGCCACUGA
This is a messenger RNA of Helianthus annuus (common sunflower), 1203 nucleotides long. RefSeq lists its product as uncharacterized. The transcript has a single exon. The record is from RefSeq and is a predicted model, not a curated record. Bases 1 to 1203 code for a protein of 400 amino acids. Lineage: Eukaryota; Viridiplantae; Streptophyta; Magnoliopsida; Asterales; Asteraceae.